Oreochromis aureus is the source of this 1770-nucleotide messenger RNA. It is a transcript of the gene xbp1, whose product is annotated as X-box binding protein 1. The record is from RefSeq and is a predicted model, not a curated record. Gene Ontology annotation, molecular function: RNA polymerase II transcription regulatory region sequence-specific DNA binding; DNA-binding transcription factor activity, RNA polymerase II-specific. Lineage: Eukaryota; Metazoa; Chordata; Actinopteri; Cichliformes; Cichlidae. Gene Ontology annotation, cellular component: nucleus.
UUUUCUUUAGGCAUUUGAGAAUUGUCGGGGAUCGGGUCAAUAGGGAAACCUAAAGGUUUCUACUGACUUUAAUAGGGACACCCGGUAAUUUCUGAUUUCAGACAACAACACAACAGGAUACAUCAACAUGGUGGUUGUAGCAGCUGGGGCUGGAGGAGCCCACAAAGUCCUUCUCAUAUCAGGGAAGCAAUCCGGCUCACAGACGGCCCUCAGCCGGCCCAUCUCUGUCGUUUUACCGUCAACGGCCAGCCAAGUGUCGUCGGAUUCAGACUCCAACUCUUCUGCAGGGCCGCCGGUGCGAAAAAGACAGAGACUCACACAUUUGAGUCCUGAAGAGAAAGCGCUUCGCAGGAAACUCAAGAACAGAGUGGCAGCUCAGACAGCCAGAGACAGAAAAAAAGCAAAAAUGGGGGAGCUGGAGCAACAAGUCCUAGAGUUGGAGCUGGAGAAUCAGAAACUUCACAUUGAAAACAGGCUACUUCGGGAAAAAACAAAUGGCCUGCUCACAGAAAAUGAGGAACUGAGACAAAGACUUGGAUUGGACACUCUUGACUCAAAAGAGAAGGUUCAGGUUAUGUUGUCCACCGGGAACGAUGCAGAUUUGGGAAUCGGGUCUUCUGAGCGCAGCACUCAGGCUACGUGUGCCUCCGCAGCAGGUGCAGGCCCAGCAGUCCCUAAAUCUGAAGACUUCCCAAUGGAUACAGAUAGUCCUGACUCUUCAGACAAUGAGUCUGAUUUGCUACUGGGCAUUCUGGACAUCCUUGACCCAGAGUUAUUUCUCAAGUCUUGUGAACCAGACUGCCAGGAGCCGCAGGUCCUGUUGCUCGGAGGGAGUGAGCCAGUACCUGCCACCCCAUCUCCAACUAUGGGGCCCACAUCAGUUAAGCUGGAGACCCUUAAUGAACUGAUUCAUUUUGACCACAUCUAUACAAAGCCCGUGGAGGAGGUGAGCAGUGGGCAGCACACCGACUUGGAGAGCGACACAAGUGAGAAGAAUGACGAGGUGGCCUUUCCUGUUACGGAGGUUGUGGUGGAGGAGGAGACCAUCUGCGUCAAAGAUGAACCACAGGAAGUGGUCAUCCCUGCAUGUAAUAGUCAGAGUCAGGCAGUUGAGCUUUUCUCUGGACCUUCCUCUCCUGCCCUCAACAGCCUGGAGAAAGAAGCCUGCCUGGCGGACACCUACAGCGACUCCGGAUAUGAAGGUUCCCCUUCCCCUUUCAGCGACAUGUCGUCCCCCCUGUGUGCAGAGAGCGCCUGGGAUGACAUGUUUGCUAAUGAACUAUUCCCCCAGCUUAUCAGUGUCUGAAUCAACCCCUCUACCCAAUAAUACAGAUGUAUUUCCAUAAUGUAUAUACACAUGUAAGAGUUAAUGUGUAGCCUAAUAAAUUACAGAAGCGCCCUAUUUCUCAUUAACAGAACAUCUGAACAGGCUAAUAUUCAGUCUCCUUUUAUUACAGCCGGUCUGUACCACCGUUUAUGCAGAAUUGAUUUGUGAUAGAUGGAGUUCUAAGUAGUUUAUAUUAGCAUGACCUAAUUUUGCAGAUGAUUUAAUAGUUCAUAAAAUCGUUCACCGGUAGGUGAAUCCAUUAUUUCUGUAAAAAAAAAAGUAAAAUUUUUAAGGGGGAAAUGGAACCGAUCAUUUAAAUAUAAAUUAUUUAUCUGUUCUGCUUUGGAGUCGUAUGUAUGCUUGUUUAAAAAAACGUCUUCUUCUUAUUUUUGACUGCUCUCCUUGUAGUGUAAUUGCCGCAUUAAAAAACUUUUUGCAUCGCA